This is a messenger RNA of Cucurbita pepo subsp. pepo (vegetable marrow), 2938 nucleotides long. The record is from RefSeq and is a predicted model, not a curated record. NCBI's taxonomy places the organism in Eukaryota, Viridiplantae, Streptophyta, Magnoliopsida, Cucurbitales, Cucurbitaceae.
ACGGACUUCCCGCUUCUAUCCAUUUUUCUCUUUUCUGUUUUUGUUUGCGAACUCCUUACCGCGGUUUCUAUUCGACUUCAUAUGUCUUGAAGAAAUUUUUAUCAAUUAAUUCCCACUUGUAACCUCCAAUCCUCUUCAUUUUGAUCCGUUUCUUCUUAUUUCCUAAUAUGUUUCUGCAGUUUCUUCUUAUUUUCUACUACGUUUCUGCAGUUUCUUCUCAAGUCAAACGCCUUUAGAUCUUCGUCUUUCGAGGUUGUUCAUCACUCCGUUAUCGUCAAGAAAGAUCUCUUGCGGGAUGCUGGAUUCCUUUUUGUCAUCCUAGACGGCUCUUGAAUGCUAAAUCUGAAAGGUGCUGAGAGAGUACGGAUACACUUUCUUUACUAGGUACGACUCAAACUGAUAAGAACCGAUGGCAACUUCACCGACUGCUAAAAGGGAUGAGGAACAUGGCCUUCCUAAACAGAAAGAUGGAGGAGAGUCUACAGUUGAGAUUGAACAGUCCUUGUCAGUUUGUGAGGAUAGCACUACAAAAAAUGGAUUUGAUGAAGUAGCAAAGGAUAAGAACAUCGAUUUAAAAUGUGAGGCUCAAGAUGAAGUGGUGGAGAGGGAGAACGUUGAAGGUGAUUUUCAACUCGAGGUGGAAGCCAAGUUAGAUUUGCAGUCUAAAUCUGUAGUUGAAAAGUCGGACCAGAUUAUUAGAAGCGAUGACUCUAAUGAAAAGCUAGAAGAGGAUAAGAAUGCAGAAUCUAAAUCGUCAUCAGAUGAUUCAAACAAUGAUGGUGAAGGUUUAGAUUCUAAGGCUCAAAUGGGGGCAAACGAACCAAAUGGAGAAGUUAUUGACGAGGAGAAAGCUCCAGAGCCAGUCUUUGAUGGGACUGAGGUUCCUGGGAUCGAAGGUAGUGGUAGUUUGUCAAACCGUUCCAUGGAUAGUGAUUCAGAGAGCCGAAGUGUUGUUGAUAGGGCUUUGACACUGAAAAACUUUGUUAAGGAAAAGGGUGUAGUUGCAGUCUCUAGUGUUUUACGUCGUUUGUCAGGAAAAAAAGAUGAAGAAUGUUCGGAUAUUCCGAAUGACGAGACUAAGGAUGAGUCCAUUUCCAGUAAAGAAAAUGAAGUCAAGAAAAUCCCUGAAAAACCUUCGGAAAGAUCUGCUGCAUGGAAUCCCCUCAACUAUAUUAAGAUGUCGCGUGAUGCUGAUGCACAAAUCAAAACUGAGCAGUUGGAGGAUGUUGGUGGUGAAUCAAAAUUAGAUGCUGCAAUGAAAGGCAGAAUUCUUCUGUACACACGGUUAGGCUGUCGAGAAUGCAAAGAGGCUCGACUGUUUUUGUUUUGGAAGAGACUUAGAUACGUCGAGAUCAAUAUCGAUGUUUAUCCGGGUAGAAAGUUGGAGCUAGAGAAUAUUGCUGGGUCUUCUGCCGUUCCGAAGGUAUUUUUUAAUUCAAUCCUUAUUGGAGGCUUGAACGAACUGAGAGAAUUGGAUGAGUCGGGCAAGCUUGAUGAGAAAAUUGAUUAUCUGAAAGCUGAAGCACCAUCACUUGAAGCCCCUUUACCACCUCUUUCUGGUGAAGAUGAUGUCUCCAAUAGUGGGACUGUUGAUGAAUCGGCUAUGAUUGUUCGAAAAAUGAAAGAAUCUAUUGUUGUUAAGGACCGGUUCUACAAAAUGCGACGAUUCACCAACUGUUUCCUAGGCUCAGAAGCUGUGGACUUCUUGUCAGAGGAUCAAUAUUUGGAAAGGGAAGAGGCUAUUGAAUUUGGACGAAAGCUCGCAAGUGAACUUUUCUUCCAACAUGUUCUCGAGGAAAAUCUAUUUGAAGAUGGUGGCCACUUAUACCGGUUCUUGGAGGAUGAUCCCGUUGUUGCAAAUCAGUGUCACAACGUUGCAAGAAGUAUUAUUGAGGUGAAGCCAAAGCCGAUAACGGAUAUUGCAUCAAGGUUGAGAUUUUUAUCCUAUGCCAUUUUUGAAGCCUAUGUAUCAGAGGAUGGAAAGCAUGUAGAUUACAUAAGUAUUCAUGGGAGCGAGGAAUUUGCUAGGUAUUUGAGAAUUGUUCAGGAGCUCCAAAGAGUUGAACUACAAAAUUUGUCUCGGGAGGAGAAGCUUGCAUUCUUUAUUAAUCUCUACAAUAUGAUGGCCAUCCACGCAAUAUUGGUAUGUGGUCAUCCUGUUGGGGCGCUGGAAAGAAGGAAGCUGUUCGGAGACUUCAAAUAUGUUAUUGGAGGGGCCACCUACUCCCUUUCAGCUAUUCAAAAUGGAAUUUUGAGGGGCAAUCAGAGACCGCCUUACAAUCUCAUGAAACCAUUUGGUGCAAAAGAUAAACGUUCUAAAGUUUCUCUUCCGUAUGUGGAGCCUUUAAUUCAUUUUGCACUAGUUUUUGGUACCCGAUCUGGGCCUGCUCUUCGAUGCUAUUCUCCUGGGAACGUAGAUCAAGAGUUGAUGGAAGCAGCUCGAAGUUUCUUAAGAGACGGAGGACUUGUCCUCGAUCUGAAUAACAAUGUUGCAUCAGUUAAUAUGAUUCUUAAAUGGUUUAGCACCGACUUUGGAAAGAACGAGCAAGAAGUCUUGAAGCAUGUAGCAAACUACUUGAAACCAGAUGAUUCACAAGCGCUGCUUGAAUUGCUUGACAGUUCUCAGUUGAAGCUCAGAUACAUCAUGGCCAAGCAGAAGGCAUGUGACGUGCAGGUGAGGCAAUAAACUGUUUUGUCUACAAGGUAAAACCAACAUUCUACAGUUUAACUUCAUUCGGAACUCCUUGAAAGCAUCUGUUGGUGUUUUCCUUAGUACCAUGUAAUUGUGCAUCUAAUUGUAAUGUGCAUUUCUUUUUAGUUCAAUACCAUUUGGGAAUAGAGAGACAUUUGUACCUUUGACCUAUUGCCCAAAAAUGCAUGUCAAUUACUGCUAUAUUGUGCAAAUUGUACUUGAUUAUAGAUCUCAGUUUGUUCAACA